GCUUCAUUCACCAAACCUCCCCCAUGUGUGAUCCAAACCCUUUCCUUUCACCUGCAUCUCUCUGUGUUCCUCUCACUUUCCUGAAUCAUCACAACCCCGAUAUUCUCAACCUAUAUCUCGGUCGGCAGGUAACACCCCCUCCCGAUAUAUCGGAGGCUCAAGACACGCCGGCCAAGCUGAAUUAUACUGACAUAUUAUAAACAACAUUAGCUCAACUUGCCAGUGAUGCCGAUGGCGGCCGGGAUAGCAUCGCCUACGGAUCGAGCUCCACCAGUGGGGCCCACAAUGGUGCCCGUACAAACGCCGCCGAUGAUGGUGGCUGACGCGUUCGCCAAGGACGCGAUUCUCGCCUGGUUUCGAGGGGAAUUCGCGGCAGCAAACGCCGUAAUCGAUGCGCUCUGCAGUCACCUGGCGCAGCUCAGCGGAGGACCAGGAUCCGAGUACGAGGAGGUAUUCGCCGCUAUUCAUCGGAGGAGGCUGAACUGGAUCCCCGUGCUCCAGAUGCAGAAAUAUCACUCGAUUGCUGACGUUGCAGCGGAACUAAAGCGAGUGGCAGAGAGGAAAUUGAAUGAAAAGAAUGGUGAAAGUGAAAAUAAGAGUGAGGUGGUGUUGAAGGAGUUGUGUUUGGUCGAGGAAAAGAAAGUUGGAGAAAAAGCGACGGAAAACAUAGAAUACGGUGUAGAUGAAGGUGGAGAUGGCGGCGAGAUUGUGGAAGAGGAGGAUUCGCCAGAUAGCGAUAUUACUGAUACAGGAUCUCAAGAAGUGCAGCCCACUAGUCAGAGCAUUGACAUUUGUUCCAACCAUGAAGACUGCAAUCUGCGUCGUGAUCAAAUCAAGUUGACAAAAGGUUUCUCAGCCAAGGAACAAGUGAAAGGGCACAUGGUGAAUGUUGUUAAAGGUUUAAAGUUAUAUGAGGACGUUUUCACUGAUUCUGAGCUAUCUAAGUUGACUGACUUCGUUAAUGAACUCCGAGUUGCUGGUCAGAAUGGAGAACUUGCAGGGGAGACUUUUAUUUUAUUCAACAAGCAGAUGAAGGGAAACAAGAGAGAGCUGAUUCAGCUCGGUGUUCCAAUCUUUGGACAUAUAACGGAGGAAGCUACAAGCAACAACCAAACAAGUAAUAUAGAACCAAUUCCAGCACUUCUCCUAGGUGUCAUCAAUCAUCUGGUUCAGUGGCAACUAAUACCAGAAUAUAAAAAACCAAAUGGUUGUAUCAUUCAUUUCUUUGAUGAGGAUGAAUAUUCACAGCCUUUUCAGAAGCCACCCCAUUUGGAGCAACCAGUCUCUACUCUUCUCCUGUCUGAAUCAACAAUGGCUUUUGGACGUGCUCUUGUGAGUGACAAUGAUGGGAAUUAUAGAGGUCCACUUAUGCUUUCAUUGAAAGAAGGGUCCCUUUUAGUAAUGAGGGGAAACAGUUCUGACAUGGCAAGACAUGUAAUGUGCCCAUCUCCAAACAAAAGGGUCAGCAUCACAUUCUUCAAAGUGCGCCCUGAUGCCAGUCAAGGCCAGUCCCCACCAACUAACCCAGUGGCUGGUGCCAUGACCCUGUGGCAACCCAACAUGCCAGGGCCAUAUGCAAUGCCUAAUGGAGCUCUUGGAGGGUACGAGGCAGUGGAUACGAUGACCAAAUGGGGAGUCCUUCGUACCCCGGUGGUCAUGCUAGCUCCAGUGCCCCCUAUGGUGUUAAGUCCAAAAAGGAUCUCUGGUGGGGGUACUGGGGUUUUCUUGCCCUGGACUGUAGGAUCAAGAAAGCAUGCAAAGCAUCUACCACCUCGGGCCCAAAAAGGGCGGCUUCUCAAAUUAUCUUCUAUUGAAACAGAUUCAACGGAAUCUGCAUCUGAAACAGGUGUCAGUGUCGAAGGAAAAUAGGCAGGAUAGCAUGCAGCAGCCUUGAGGCCUAAGCAGCAUAAGUCAACAAUGGGUAUCAAUCGUGCACUUGUUGCUAAAGGAGCUUGUCAUUGUACAAACGAGGUCUGAAGGGCUGCCAAACAAGCUUGUUAUUUCGAUUCAGUACUCCCUUUUCUCCUCCAUAAGAUCGAGUUCUAGAGUUGGUCAGUACACAAUUCUCUGAUGCCAAUCAUGUCAUGUCGGGUUUUAGGGGUAGUUAAGCUUUAAGUCUGCAGAGUGUGAAUUAGCUCUUGUAGAGGGCAGAAUUUUGUAUUUAAGAGUGACUCCCUUUUAAUCUUUUUCAUAGACAAA
Hevea brasiliensis (rubber tree) is the source of this 2199-nucleotide messenger RNA. Its product is annotated as RNA demethylase ALKBH10B. The record is from RefSeq and is a predicted model, not a curated record. The coding region runs from base 226 to 1869 and encodes 547 amino acids. Lineage: Eukaryota; Viridiplantae; Streptophyta; Magnoliopsida; Malpighiales; Euphorbiaceae. Gene Ontology annotation, biological process: mRNA catabolic process. Gene Ontology annotation, molecular function: mRNA binding; demethylase activity. The transcript is spliced from 7 exons.